Molecule: messenger RNA, 2188 nt
Organism: Sander lucioperca (pikeperch)
Lineage: Eukaryota; Metazoa; Chordata; Actinopteri; Perciformes; Percidae
Gene: timm44
Product: translocase of inner mitochondrial membrane 44 homolog (yeast)
Exons: 13
Coding region: 97-1479 (460 amino acids)
Biological process (GO): protein import into mitochondrial matrix
Cellular component (GO): mitochondrial inner membrane
Molecular function (GO): protein-folding chaperone binding
Source: RefSeq, a predicted model, not a curated record
AAUGGGGGUAAAGCGCACGGAGGGAUAUGCUCUGGUGUCAAAUGAGCACUCAAGACCCCCCCUAGUGGAAAUGAAAGGUCAGUCAUUACAUUCAAGAUGGCGACCCCCUUGUAUCAGUGUUACCAGAUAUGUGUGAGAAGAGGCUUGGUGGCAUUCCCUUCCUCUUACCUGCUACUUCACAACAGACCCAAUGUUUACAGGAUACGUGGGGUCCUCACAUGCUCUUCACAGGUGCCUUGGUCACCCCAUCUGCAGGUAAGGCAUUUGUCAGGGGAGAGAGGCGGUGGCAGAAAAGGUUUCCUGGGGGAGCUUCUGGAAAACAUUAAGCAGGAGCUUAACAAGAACAAAGAAAUGAAAGACAACAUCAAGAAGUUCCGGGAAGAGGCUAAAAAACUGGAGGAGUCAGAUGCAUUGAAACAAGCUCGAAGAAAAUUUAAAACUAUAGAGUCUGAAACAGUGAAGACCUCCGAUGUUCUUAGGAAAAAGUUGGGAACCAUCUCUGAGACAGUUAAAGAGGGGCUAGAGGAGGUCAGCCGUUCAGAUAUUGGGAAGAAAAUCAAGGAUGGAAUGGAGGAAGCAGCCAAAACAGCGAAGACCUCAGCAGAGUCCGUCUCUAAAAGUGGAGAGAUGUUGGGGAAGACUGGAGCGUUCAGAGCAAUAUCAAAGGGCAUGGAGAGUGUAAAGAAAGACAUUGGUGACCUGGGUCACACUGGCCCUUACCGGCCUCCUGCCAGACUCAGGAAGAGGAGUGAGUUCUCCUCCAAGGGGGCAGGGGAUGGCAGCAAGGUCUUCGAAGCCAACGAGGAAGCAAUGGGUGUGGUGCUCCACAAAGACUCAAAAUGGUACCAGCAGUGGAAGGACUUCAAAGACAACAAUAUGGUCUUUAACAGGUUCUUUGAAAUGAAGAUGAAGUAUGAUGAGAGUGACAACGCCCUCAUCAGAGCAACUCGUGCUGUCACCGACAAGAUGACUGACAUCAUAGGUGGGCUGUUUUCUAAGACAGAGAUGUCUGAAGUACUCACAGAGAUUUUGAAGGCGGACCCAUCCUUUGACAAAGAUUCUUUCCUCAAGCAGUGUGAACGAGAUAUCAUCCCCAAUAUACUGGAGGCGAUGAUCAGAGGGGAGCUGGAGAUACUGAAGGACUGGUGUUAUGAAGCGACAUACAGCCAGCUGGCACACCCAAUUCAGCAAGGCAAGGCCAUGGGACUUCAGUUCCACUCUAAGAUCCUGGACAUUGACAAUAUUGAUUUGGCCAUGGGGAAGAUGAUGGACCAGGGUCCCGUGCUGAUUAUAACUUUCCAGGCUCAGUUGGUCAUGGUGAUCCGAAACACCAAAGGAGAGGUGGUGGAGGGAGACCCUCAAAAAGUGCUCCGGAUGAUGUACGUGUGGGCUCUGUGUCGAGACCAGGAGGAGCUCAACCCAUAUGCUGCCUGGAGACUACUUGACAUCUCCGCCUCUAGCACCGAGCAGAUCCUCUAAGACUCUUUGAUCCGCACAAAAGCAACAAACAAACAAAAAAAACAAAGCACUCGGAGAGAGAACAUACUGUACCUGAACAGGCCCUGGAGCUGGCUGGGAAGGAGGAGGAGGAGGGGGGGGGGGUCAUGGAGAUGAGGAACAGACAUGUGGGACAUGGGCUCACCUCACAACAGAAAUAUUGUGGAGUAGUAUUGCUAAAUGCUCGGUGUUUCACGUUCUUGUUUUUACUUCACUGUCUUAAGGUUCAGUCACUGGGUUUCUUUAAAUACCUGAGUUAUUUCUAACUGUUCCUUUGGCUCACACUAGGGGGCAGUAGGCUACCAACAACUCUCAUUCAUCUUACUUUCUGCAAUGCCUGUAUGACUGUCCAUUUAUUGAAACUGUAUGGUGUAAGGGCAACCGUUGUUAGCAUUUAAGGGAUACAUUAAGUUAUUUAACAUUUACUAUGAAUACAAAGAAAAGGAAAUGUGGAAACUGAUUUUGCAGUGAGUCAAAUCUCAGACGUCUCUGCCACACUUCCUCUGUCCAUCAGUCCCACACACACACACACACACACUCCCUCUCUGAGGCGAUGUUAUCUUGGUGGUGUUGUGGCCAAUCAGUGCUCUCCUAGGUCCUUGUUUGUAUUAUGAUCGUCCACUGUAAUUGUUAAUAUGUGAGAGUCUAUAUUUAUUAUGAAAAAUAAAGUUGACCCCUGUUUUUCACACUA